Molecule: messenger RNA, 5951 nt
Organism: Heterocephalus glaber (naked mole-rat)
Lineage: Eukaryota; Metazoa; Chordata; Mammalia; Rodentia; Bathyergidae
Gene: Tagap
Product: T cell activation RhoGTPase activating protein
Biological process (GO): regulation of Rho protein signal transduction; signal transduction
Molecular function (GO): GTPase activator activity
Source: RefSeq, a predicted model, not a curated record
AAGAACUGUCGCUGCCCUAAAAGGAAUGAGGAAGUGAGCUGUGCAGUGUUUGGCCCGCUCUGUCUGUGUGACGGCCCAUGAUGGUCUUUCCGGUCCCAGUAAUAUUCUGAAUUUCCACCUGCCCGCCCCAGCGGCUUAGAAUGCACAGCACAUGAAGUUAAAGCUGCUCAGUCUCCCUCUCUCUGCCCGUGGGUCAGUAGGAGCAGAGUGUCAUGCUGUGUCUGCUGCUACCCCCAGUUCACCAGAGAUAGAGGAACUCUGGCUAGAGACUCUCCAAGGACGGAGUCAGAGCCCCGCAGGAUUGAGACUCAGCCUUGGAUAGGCAGCCCCAACUCCAAUGAAGUUGAUAAGCAGCUUCGAUGCUCCCAAAACACUAAAUGCCAAUAAUAUGGAGUCUUUGAUCAAAUGUCAAUCAGAGGGUGACAUCAAGGAACAUCCCCUCUUGGCAUCUUGUGAGAAUAAAGACAAUAUCUGCCAGCUAAUUGAAGUUAAGAAGAGAAAGAUAGGGCGGCCCUGGCCCUUUCUCACGAGAAAGCUCUCCCCUUCAUCAGAUUUCUCUGGGGCUUUGGAGCCCGAGUUGAAAGUGCCACUGUUUGAUCAGCCUUUGUCAGCAAUCUGCAGUGAGGACGGCACACUGCCCAGUCCCAUUCAGGACAUCCUCACUAUUCUCUGCCUUAAAGGCCCCUCAACCGAAGGAAUAUUCAGGAAAGCAGCCAGUGAGAAAGCCCGAAAAGAGCUGAAGGAGGAGCUGAACUGUGGGGACCCAGUGGACCUGGAGAGGCUCCCGGUGCACCUGCUGGCCGUGGCCCUGAAGGACUUCCUCAGAAGCAUCCCCCUCAAGCUACUCUCAUGUGACCUCUUUGAGGAGUGGAUGGGCGCCCUGGAGAAGCGGGAUGAAGAGGACAGAAUUGAGGCCCUGAAGCAGGUUGUAGGUCAGCUCCCCCAGCCCAACCUCCUGCUGCUCAAACACUUGGUUUCCGUGCUGCACCUGAUCAGCAAGAACUCUGAGAUCAACAAGAUGGACUCCAGCAACCUGGCCAUCUGCAUUGGCCCCAACAUGCUCACCCUACAGAAUGACCAGAACUUGUCAUUUGAGGCACAGAAAGACUUGAACAAUAAGGUGAAGACAUUGGUGGAAUUUCUCAUUGACAACUGCUUUGAAAUAUUUGGGGAGAAUAUUCCAUCUCAUUCCAGCACCCGCAUUGCUUCUGAUGACUCCCUGGAACACACUGACAGUUCAGAUGUGUCAACCCUGCAGAAUGACUCAGCCUAUGACAGCAAUGAUCCAGAUGUUGAACCCACCAGUGCCCACAACUCUCCCAGCAGGCAACCCCAGGUAACCCUCACUGUGGCUGCUGGUUUGGACAAGAAUGGGCAACAGGGCACCUGUGAGUUAAGCCGGCAGCCCAUUGUUAGCACAGUAGCCAGGCUGAAAAGCUCCCUCAGCCAGCGGGCAGACAGGAGAUUCUCAGAACCCAGCAGGCCACCCUCACAAGAGUGCCUUGAGGGCCGGAUGACAAACCAAAAACUAACGAGAAGUGAGGACAACUUCACCAUGCCCCAGGCAGGCUCUUGUUUUGAACAUGAGGAAGCUGGAGACCCAUUUCCAGAGGAGGUGUUCUCUGCAGUAGGAGGCAAAACCAAGAGACCAGCAGACCUGAGGAUCAAGAACCUGACGCAGGGUUUGGCACUGCCACGGGGAGUGGUACCCAAAGCCCUUUCCAGUGGCUCCCUGGAUGGGUCUUCUGACUGCUCACCUGUGAAUUCUCCUUCCUAUCCCAAAAGAAAUUUCUUUACCAGACAUCAGUCUUUCACCACAAAGACUGACAAAAGCAAAUCAAACCGAGAAAUUAAAAAACAUUCCAUGUCAUUCUCUUUUGCCUCUCACAAAAAUGUACUGCCCAAAGCACCCAGCUUUGGAUCUGGGAAAUCGAAAGACCUUACCAGAGACCAGGUCAAGAAGAGUCUGAGGAAAGAAAGCCAGCUAGCUGGCCGGAUUGUCCAGGAAAAUGGGUCUGACCUUCACAGCCAAACAGCUCUAGGCUUCAGCUUGCCAUCCAGGGCCCUCUCAGGUGACGAUGUGUUCCAGCGAGUUGAUGGCAUGAGCCCUGGAAGCCCACCAUCUUAUGAGGAGGCCAUUCAGUGCCAGGCAUUGGGACUCAGGGCCUAUAGUGGCCAGACAGUCGGAAGUAUGAGGGCAAGAAUGCUCAGCCAGGACUCCAUACUGUCAUCUCUUCUGCCUUCUUACCAUGGAGGGGACUCAAGGAGCAGCUGCAGUGUGGAGACACUUAGUGGACACAGACUGUCUGCCAUGGCUGAGUACUGGAGACAGAGCAGUACUGUCAGUGCCUCUGUGGAGGCUCAAGGGCAUGUGACUGUACCAGGGAGACCUGGACCUCGGCUGAGGACCAUGUCGGAGUCGCUUCAGAAGGAUAAGCAGGACUAUCUCGGGCAACGGUGUAGCCAGCCAAUCUUUGAGGCUGACCAACUCCAAUAUGUUAAAGAAUCCUACAUUUAGGAAGGGAUACACCAUGACUAAUUGUGGUGUCUCUGUAUAUACAUGACUGUAUAAAGACCUGUGUGUAGAUUAUAUUUUCAAAAAAGUCAUGAAUAAGCUAGUUUCCAACAUUGUAAAGAGUCCUACUCCAUAAGGAUAGCUACAUGGUGUGCAUCAGGCAGUGUCUGUGCAUACCUGGAUUUGUGCAAUACUUAGCAAAUGUAAAAAGUGUAUUAUACACCAGAUGUUCGGUGUGAAGGUGUCUGCAUAAAUUCCCACAUACGUUUGUGUACUUGUGCACUUGUGGUACAUUGCUGUUCUUUGGUCCCAGGGGCAUUUGUCCCAUUGGCUACUGUUUAAAAAUCAUCUUUGCUCUUUUUAAUGUUGCUUUGAAUAUCACGUCAAUUUUCACAUUUUCUACAAAUUCCAUUAAAGAGAAAAUGUUUAAAUCUCUGGUAUAAGUUUGCCCUACUAAACAAGCUUGAGGUAACUAUAUACUGUAGAAGAAAGAAAUAGACUGUAAGAAAUAGAGUUCAGUGUUUGGGGUUGUCAAUGGCAUUAGGAAGAGAAAACUAAUAACAAAAUUAUGAAAAGUACUUAGGUAUGUCCUUUCAAACAUAUAAUUAAAGUUGGAAAUGCAUUACAUCAAUAUUAAUUCAUUUAGCGCACUUUGAGUUUCUAUGUAAUUCAAUGGUGUCUUAUGCUAUAGCAUAGAGGUAAAUGAUUUUAUGUAUUUUGGAAGUCAUAUAUAAAACUUCAAUGUAAUUUCACUACAAUAAAUUGCCUUAUUUGAAAGUAAAAAUGUUCAUUCCUUAUUGACAUGCUACCAUCUUUUCCUCACUUAAUAGAAAUCCGCCAGGAAAAUUAAUCACACAUGGGUUCACUCAACAAACAUUUAUUGACUAUAUAUGCAUCAUUCCAGACUAAUAAGCAAGCCUAGAAAUCUUGUGUUUAGGAAGACACAGUCCCUAUUUUCUGGGGGUUUGCAAAACCAUAAAGAAGUGCUUACUUUAAGCCACUUUUUCAGCAAGCAGUCAUUUGGAGGUGAGAAAAAUUUAGUAUGCCAAUACAAAAUAAUAUAGUAAAUGUAAUAUUUCCCAUUUCUAGUGAAUUAGGCUGGUCAGUACUUUUAUGCAUACAUAUUUUUCUUCAUUUAAUGAUGUUCAAUUGGCUUAAUUAUUAGCAAUUAUAAUGAUAAAAUGUUGAUGGUAUAUUAGAAUUUUACUGACCACCGAUUAAUAUACUUAUCCAAUAUCUUAGAAUUGGAGAAGGACUUCAAUUUUCCUUUUUUUAAAUUUUUUUCACAAAACACGGCUUCUGACCUGUUACAAAAAUAUUUUUGUAUUAGCUAGCUACCAGAUGAUGAAGACCUACUCUUUUCCAUUUAUUAAUAAUGUUGUACAAAAAAAUAAGAACCAAGAUACAUCAUGUAAAGGUACAAGAUCCCACUGAUGAAUGUAACUGUAUUAUAUACCUAAAAUGUACCAAUAAACUUAAUCAAAAAAAGAAUCACUCAUAGAAAAUAAUAAUAAUAAUAAUAAUGUACAAACUUAGCCAUUCUUUAUAAACCAGAUUGCUCAUGAAAGCGUGCUUAGACCUGAUACUAAAAAUACUCUAUUAAGCAUCAAUAAUACAUAAAUUUCAAGGAAUAAAUCCUCUCCUUCUGCCUGCUAGAUGAAGAAAAACAAUUCCUUUUCAGAGUUGAGCACUAAUAGAGAUACAAUUUUAGCAUCUACUUAUGCACCAAGCACUGUGCUAAGUUCUCACUGGACAUCAUCUGCCCUCUAUGUGUGUUUCCAAAGUCCCCCUUCUUAUAUGGACACUGGCUACAGUGGAUUAGGGCCCACACUAAUGACCUCAUUAAAGACCCUAUUUCCAUAUAUAGUAACAUCCUAAGGCACUGGGAAUUUUGGUGGUGAUGAUGGUUGUGGAUCCAAUACAUCCCGUAACACCAAGUUUUGCAAACUAGCAUCUAAUGAUACUUUAUUACACCAAAAAUUUUUAAUAUUUUACCAUAAGCACAAGGAUGUCUUCCAGUGAGAUUUGGAUGGUGUUACCAUAAUGCUUUUGACCAGGAUCCAAGAACAUCAGAGUUCUAUCAUCCAAAGAUGUCCUAAGGGCCUGUACAGCGACAAAUGGGAUAAUCACAAAUGUGUCUGGUGCUCCAAUGCAAAGUGCCUGAUAAUAUCAGGUUGAAAGUCAAGACCCACACCAAGACUUAAACCUAAAUCCAGGUUGAUUUUCUCUCCUCCUAUAAAGAGAGAAAGAGCUGUGUUGACACAAUGCACAAUGAUUACCUACAGUGACUCACUCUGCCCUUUCCCCAGAACUACCCUGGACUGAAAGAAAUCAAAGCUUGACAUAGAAAUAUUGGCUUGGGGAAGUUAACCAAAGCUAGGUUUAUCUCCAACCACCUCAAAGCUCAAAUCCAACAAAAACUGCAGUCGCUCUGCCCUGGGUCCUACAGGAGUUAAGUAGCAGCGAGGAUUCACAAUACUAAUAAGUCAAACAGUAAUGGCCACAGUUCUUCUAGAGAUGGCCAGAGAUGACAAUGUCCAGAGUGCUGUUAUAAAUGUUGUUUAUUCUAAUGCAUGAUUAAAAGAAUAAAGAGAUGAAUAUUCCUGACUGUGAUCUCCUGGGAAGAACCAUCAGUACAUACUUCCCUCCUACAGGGCUAAGCACACAGAAACCCACAUGAGAUGAGAUCCUGCAUAGCUGGAGUUCUUUUGGAAUUGAAUUACAUAAUCUUAACUCUUCAUCUGCAAAAAGAGAGUUACUGAGGAGUCAGAAGUAUAUACGUUUCUGCCGGAGAGUGAAUCACUUUCUAGCAAUAUUUCAAAUAUGGAUUGAGACCCUGCCUUUUGUCCACUCUAGAAUAAAAAUUAAAUAUAAGUGAAAAAAAAUUGAUGGAAAGAAGUGCUACUCUUCUCCUACUGCAGGCCACAAAGAGGAAGGCAUGGUGAUACAAGCAAAGCUUCAGAUGCAAAAUCUUGCCAGAGAAAGAAAAUGCAGAAUGUCAACAUUUCUGUGGGACAAGAAAGACAUGUUGACACAGAGUCUGUGACCUGCAUUCACAGAACCUGAGUUUUUGAACCCCCCAAAAUCUGCUCCCAUGAACAAGGCACUGGACCUGUCAAGCAGCAGUUUCUCCAUCUCUGAAAUGAAGAAAUAAUAACAUGCAUCCAUUGUGGAAUGGAUAUAACAGACAAUCCAGACACGGGGCUUACAUAAGAAAGAGGUACGUGCUCUCUAUUGAAUGAAAAGCAGGCAGCUGGACAUGGUGAUGCAUGUCUGUAAUCCCAGCACCUGAGAGGCUGAGGCAGGAGGAUCAACAUGUGUUUGAGGCCAUAGUGAAUUCAAGACCAGCCUGAACUACACAGUGAGACCUUGUCUCAAAAAACUAAACCAAAGAAAAGAAAGACAGGUAGACUGGGAGUCCAGAGCUUCAGUGGAG